CAAAGUGACCCCAAAUCUACCUUAACCUGUAUUUCUAGACAAGUGAAUUUCACACGCAGUCCAAUCCAGCUCCAGCUCCAGCUCCAGCUCCAGUCAUACCUCAAGACCCAGAUCCCCCAAGAGACCAGCAUCAAAUAAAAUGUCCCGCAACUUCAUCCCCGUCGCCCUAGCCAUCGGCGCCGGCGUCUGCACCGGAUACUAUGCGUUCCAGCCUGCGCUGCAGGAACUACAGGCUGAGCGGGAGGGGAAGGUGAAUGCGGUUCCUUCGGUUUCGGGCUCAUCGCAACAACAACAGCAACAACAACUUCCUACGCCUCAGAGUGCGGGGGGAGCUUCGGAGGUGGGGAAGUCGGCGGGUCAGUGAGAGGGUUUUGGUUGAUUGGGGAAUGAUUUACGAUAUGAGGUUAUUAUGUCGACGGGCUCUGUUCGAUGGUGCUUGUCGCAUGCUGCUGGGCGGUGCGGUGAGUGUCUGUUCUUGUGGAACGGACGGCGCUGGGUCUUGGGAUACUGGACUUGAAGUUGCGGAGUGUCUGCUGGUAGGAGACGUCCAUCCGUCAUGCUGCUGGCUUCUAUGAUGAGGAUGAGAAUAAGCAUGUUGGGGUCGAGGACAACGUUUCUGCCUCGGUUCAACCUCAAGGGAGCUAUAGCUAUCGUUGCACAUGCUGCGAGG
Aspergillus homomorphus CBS 101889 is the source of this 670-nucleotide messenger RNA. RefSeq lists its product as uncharacterized. The record is from RefSeq and is a predicted model, not a curated record. Lineage: Eukaryota; Fungi; Ascomycota; Eurotiomycetes; Eurotiales; Aspergillaceae. The transcript is spliced from 3 exons. Bases 140 to 364 code for a protein of 74 amino acids.